This is a messenger RNA of Nicotiana tabacum (common tobacco), 654 nucleotides long. Lineage: Eukaryota; Viridiplantae; Streptophyta; Magnoliopsida; Solanales; Solanaceae. The record is from RefSeq and is a predicted model, not a curated record.
AUGAUGAAAAAGCUCUUGAUAGACAAUCAGAAAGUUAUGGAUGAGAAUUUACAAGUUAGGGCUGAGAAUAAACAAGUUAGGGCUGAGAAUCAACAAUUGCGCACAGAGUUCAGAAAUUUAGAGAGGCAGUUUGGCCAAAUUGCUAAUACUCAGAAUCCUAGACCUGUUGGAGCUCUCCCUAGUGAUACUGAGCCUAAUCCUAAGGCUCAAGUCAAUGCAGUUACCUUGAGAAAUAGAAGACUAUUAGAAGAAGUUCCAAAGAAAAAGAAGUAUACACCUAGUUCUAAAGGAGAAUUAGUUCCUAAUCCAGUUGAGGGGAAUGAGAAAGAGAACAAAGGAUCAGAGCCAGUAAUUGUGACAAGGCCACUACCUUCGUUUCCACAAAGACUGCAAAAGCAAAAAGAUAACGCUAAGUAUAAGAUAUUCUUAGAUAUUUUGAGCCAAUUGCGUGUGAAUUUGCCUUUGGUGGAAAUUUUGCAGGAAGUGCCUAAGUAUGCAAGGUAUCUUAGAGAUAUUGUGGCAAACAGGCAAAGACCUACAGAGUUUGAAACAGUUGCACUUACUGAAGAGUGCAGUGCUAGUGUUCAGAGUAAACUUCCUCCUAAGUUAAAGGAUCCUAGGUGUUUCACAAUUCCUCCGUCUCUUGGAAAAUAA